AAAAUAAAAAAAGAAAAUAAAAAAAGGAAAAUCACUCGUCACUCUUCACAGUAGCUUUAUUCUUGUUUCUCUCUUCUGCACCGCGAAGUUGAGGUGAAGAGGAAGCGUUCUUCAUCUUCUUCUUCUUCUUCGUUGUUCCAAUUUGAUUCAAGAUUGAUUGAAGAUGAUAGACUUUGCUCGCGUGCAGAAGGAGCUUGUGGAAUGCAGCAAGGACGCAGAGGGAUCCGGCAUCCGUGUCGUCCCUAAAGGCGACACCAGCCUUGUUCUCUUGCUCGGCACCAUUCCUGGCCCUGUUGGGACUCCCUAUGAAGGGGGUGUUUUUCAGAUUGAUAUCACAUUGCCUGAUGGGUACCCGUUUGAACCACCUAAGAUGCGGUUUACCACCAAAGUCUGGCACCCUAAUAUCAGCAGCCAGAGUGGAGCUAUUUGUCUGGACAUCUUAAAAGACCAGUGGAGCCCAGCGCUCACUCUGAAGACUGCCCUUCUUUCUGUGCAAGCACUUCUCUCUGCUCCUCAGCCUGAUGAUCCUCAAGAUGCUGUUGUGGCGCAGCAGUAUCUGAAAGACUAUCAAACAUUUGUUAACACUGCUCGCUACUGGACUGAAAGUUUUGCAAAGGCAUCAUCUCGUGGGAUCGAAGAUAAGGUACAGAAACUGGUUGAGAUGGGAUUUCCUGAAGCUCAAGUAAGGAGCAUUUUGGAAUCUGUUGGAGGUGAUGAAAACUUGGCUCUUGAAAGGCUGCUUUAGCUCUUAAAAUGUUGGAACCAAAGAGACAAAAAGUGUUAAUUGAAAUAUAAAUAUAUAAUCUAUUUAAGGACGCCGUAUAGUGUUUUCAUUUUACACAUCCUUCUUUUUUUCCCCCUCUUUUGGAAGUUUGGUACUUGACAUUUUCCUAAUGUUAUUAUACUAGCAGGGAUGAAAUUGAAUACCUUAUUAGCAAGGUUUCUGCUUCAUGUAUGGAUUAUUUAAUUUUGAUCUUGCUGUAUUAUUAAGCUGGUUUACAUAA
Molecule: messenger RNA, 1004 nt
Organism: Lotus japonicus
Lineage: Eukaryota; Viridiplantae; Streptophyta; Magnoliopsida; Fabales; Fabaceae
Product: ubiquitin-conjugating enzyme E2 27
Exons: 6
Coding region: 164-745 (193 amino acids)
Biological process (GO): protein polyubiquitination; proteasome-mediated ubiquitin-dependent protein catabolic process
Cellular component (GO): nucleus
Molecular function (GO): ubiquitin conjugating enzyme activity; protein binding
Source: RefSeq, a predicted model, not a curated record